This is a messenger RNA of Angiostrongylus costaricensis, 2118 nucleotides long. The record is from the annotation of a GenBank genome assembly. NCBI's taxonomy places the organism in Eukaryota, Metazoa, Nematoda, Chromadorea, Rhabditida, Metastrongylidae.
AUGAAACAUGUUGUUCGUGAUCUGGAAAUCAAACGGCGCAUCGAAGCUGUCUAUACGGGUGGAAAUGUGGAAUGGAGUGCUGAUGGAAGCACUUUGUACUCGAUGUGCUCGAAUGUCGUAAAAGCGAUUAACUUGGACAAUAAUCUCUUGAGCUUUGUCAUCGGUGACCCAGAUGAAAGCCUUCGCAUCACUUGUAUUUGCGUCGACGAAAAUCGUUCCAGUCUACUUGUUGCGUAUAAUAACCAAGUCGUCCGUGAAUAUGCUCUGCUUGGAACUUCUCCUGCACUGGCCCGUACUUGGAAGACAAUGCACACAGCUCCAAUUCUGUGUAUGAGUAUUAACGCCGAUAGUACGUUGUUAGCUACCGGUUCAGCCGACCAUAACGUUAAGGUGGUGAUGUCCAGUAUUCUGAUGGUUUGGGAUCUAGUCCAGCAGCACUGCACAAAUACACUAAAGGGCGUUGGAGUGGUUUCGACUAUGUCAUUCAUACAUAAUAGCCGCUUCAUGGUGGGAUAUAUGGGAGGAGAAGUGCGAAUGUUCGACUUAGUCAAAGGCGCUAUCCAAAAGAUGUUACGAGAGUGGAAGGUACACAUCUGCUGUUUUGAAUUCCAAAGUGGAGUGUUGCGUAGGAUACGAAGGCGGUUUUCCUACAAUUUUUCUAACGAUUAUAGUCGAAUCACUGGAUUCGUUGAGCUGCCUAGAUCUCGUCAUGUUGUUGUGGUUUCUCGUGAUCAAACUGCUUCUGUUAUAGAAUCUGAAACAAGAGAAGUUCUGAAGGUAUUUCCACUAUUCGAAGCUAUCGAAUCGGCUACGCUUGCCCAGAACGGAAACUUGAUUACAGUCGGCGAAGAGGGAACUGUAAAGGAAUGGCUUAUUGAUUCUGCUCGGCUUGUCCGAUCCAAGAAAAUCACAGGUGUGCGACUCGAUUCUGUGAAACUUAACGCUGUUCGCAAUGAACUUCUCAUUACGACUGUCGAAGAGAAUAUUUUCCUUGUGCUGUUCGAUAAGUUAUCGGUGGGGAGACAGAUAGUUGGAUUUCAUGACGAGAUUUAUUCCUGCGCUUUGCUCGAUAACGAAGAGACGCACUUAGCUGUUUCAUCAAAUACUAAAGAAAUUCGUCUGUACGACACUAGAACCUGGGACUGCCAAGUUGUCGAAGGGACGACGUGUAAAUUGGUGCCGAUUGUUUAUGCAACAGGGCAUACCAGCUCAGUAAACGCUGUGUGCUUUUCUCAUUCUGGAAAACGACCAUUCUUGGUAUCCGUGUCGACGGACACAACGAUUAAAUUGUGGUCUCUUCUUGAUUUUGCUCCCUUAACGGAGGUUGACACAACUGUCAAAGAAAUUCGGAAACUUGGAUGUUCUUCGACUCUCGUUGCUCAUGGCAAGGAGGUGACUUCUGUUGACGUUUCUCUUUCUGAUUCCAUCUGUAUAACUGGAGGCUUAGAUAAAAUGGUGAAGUUAUGGCAUAUCGACCAGGUAAAGAUGCGUCUUGGUAUUGCUGGAACACUGUCUGGUCAUCGCAGAGGUGUCGGCGAUGUGAAGUUUUCUCCCAACUCUCUAAAGGCCGCCUCUUCCAGUGGUGACAUGACUAUUAAAAUUUGGUCGCUUUCAGAAAAGAUCUGUCUACAAACGCUGAAUGGACAUAAUUCAGCAGUGUUUAGGAUACUAUUCGUUAAUCGUGGUUCACAACUAAUAUCUGCAGACAGUGCAGGAAUAAUAAAAAUUUGGUCGUUGGCUACAUCUGAAGCGAACAGUACUUUGGAAGCGCAUACUGACAGGAUUUGGGCGCUGCUUGUGAAUAACAAUGAGAGUGAAUAUGUCACAGCUGGAGCAGAUGGAAGCAUACUCGUUUGGGGAGAUGUAUCUGAUGAUCGGAAACGAGAUGAAGAGGUUAAAUUGAAGAAACACAUGGAAGAAGAACAGGCAAGUCAGAGUGUGUUAAAUUGCUUACUAAGGAUGUUACCGCCCGAGAAAUUCUUGGAACUUCCUAAUAUAGGGUCAAUAUUAGAGUCACUGAUUCCAUACACCAGGAGGCAUAUGGAACGGCUUAAUAAUUCGAGACGGGAAAUAUCACUUCUGAAUUUCACAUGGAAUCAAAUGCGUCUUGGCCAAUAG